AUGUCCGACCAAAUUCCAAUGGGGCGACAGUUCCUGAACACCCUCCACCCAAGCCACACCUGCAUCAGCGGCGGCGGCGGCGGCGGCAGCAUGAUAAAGUCCUACUGGCACAACCAACUCCGCGCCUCGGGGACACUCUUCGAGGCAAAGGCGGCCUCGCCGUCCAAGGAUCGAGCGACUAGUGCCUCCGAUCUGUAUACACCGGCGUCGGGAAGCAGUAGUGGUUUGACGGAGUCUUGUACGCUUGGCCUCAGCGCGGCGACUUCGCCUCGUUCAGCCUCAUUUCGUAGUCCGUCUUCAUUCAGCUCAUGCCGUCGACGUUUGCGUGCUGCAGCCCGCUCCGCAGAAAGGCAUGGUGCAAGUGACAUCCGUGAACGUUUUGGCGCCUUGGCCAAGCCGUUGUUUCAAAACUUUUUGCUGCCGCAGGUGGAGGCUCAUGAGACGCGUCCGGCGCUGACGGUUGUCCUGGACCUUGACGAGACCCUGGUUAGCAACCGUAAUGGGGCCUUCGUGUCCGCCAUUCUGCGCCCGUACUGCCUGCACGUCCUUAAUGCCCUUCGGCACAUGAGAGGAUUGGAGGUUGUCUUGUGGACGGCGUCAACGAAAGAGACGGCGCUGCCGGUGGUGGAGCAGCUGAACCAAAGUGGACCCGUCUUUGAUGAGGUGAUCUACCGCAAUGAUAUGUGGUUCACGGAGCCGCUCCACACCAAGGAUCUACGUCUCUUGGGACGAGACAUGGACCGGCUACUCAUCAUUGACAAUGCGGCGAAUUGCUGCAAGCUGAACCCCAGAAACAGCGUUCUCGCGGAUGACUUUUAUGGAUGUCGCACUGAGGAGGAUGCGACGCUAGUUAACGUCUACUACAUCAUUGAUCGUGUUCUUAGAGGGUGCCACGACGACGUGCCGGUGAGGGACACCUUGCUGGGCCUUGCGACGGAUGGACAGUUGUGCAGCCCCUACGUGCUGACCCUGCCGGAUGCAUGGAAGAGCCUGCCGUUGCGCGAAAUUGCACCGCUCAAGAUCCCUCCGCACGGUCGCUUUACGCGUUCACACCGUCAACCGUUAGGCGAAGCAGUUAUGCGCCAUUGGACGAUGUAG
Molecule: messenger RNA, 1098 nt
Organism: Trypanosoma conorhini
Lineage: Eukaryota; Euglenozoa; Kinetoplastea; Trypanosomatida; Trypanosomatidae
Product: putative TFIIF-stimulated CTD phosphatase
Exons: 1
Coding region: 1-1098 (365 amino acids)
Molecular function (GO): phosphoprotein phosphatase activity
Source: RefSeq, a predicted model, not a curated record